CAAAACCGGUCCAAGACAACUCAACCCCACAUACACCCACCCCUAUGGAUUACCCAUAGCAGGCCCGCCUGGGCUCAAGCCUAAAGCCUACAUAGCCCGGGUCAUUUCUGCUUCCUUCCUUCGUCACGAAUCGUCGUUCUCCUUCGGCGGCUGAAGUUUCUCAUUUCACCGCCAUUGUCGCCACCAUUCAGCUUCAACUUGUUCGGUACAAUUGCAGAACCAAGGAGAAAAUGACAUAUGAAAUUACAACGAGCAGUGAGAUAGAUAAUGAAUUUGACGAAUUUAACAGUUCGAAGCGACCAAAAAUGACAUCUAAAGUAUGGGAAGAAAUGCAGCGCAUUCAAACAACUGACGGUAGUAAAGUUCUAUGCAAAUACUGUGGAAAACUGUUGCAAGAUAACUGUGGAACUUCUCAUUUGAAGCGGCAUUUAGUCAUAUGCCCCAAGCGUCCGAAACCAGUGGGUGUUAUUACUCAAGAUUCAAUGUCUUCACAAUAUCUCCGAGGUACCUAUAGUACCAAAGAAUCUGGAUUAAGCAAAGCGCUUAUGGUUCGCCCAUUAAAGGUCGAACCUCAAUCCCAAGUUGUGUGUUUUUCUCAGCCUCCAAAUCAUCAAGCUUCAACUGUUACUAUUGCAUCGAUCGAUAAUGCAUCCAAUCCCAUUAGAGAACUAAAUCCCAAAACCAGUUCCACUAUAUUACUGCCUAGCAUCGAAUCUCCCCGUAAACAAGAGGAACUACCUCUGGAUGAUGUAGAAAUGAAAGCAUUUUAUGCUUCUCUCGAUGCCGAGGCCUCAUUUACGUCAACAUCCCAAGAUACUACAGUUAUUGCUGAAUCAUUCAACGCUGCGCCUUGUGAAGAAACCAGCAAAGCAUUGAAAACACUGCAAGAUCUUCUCUCCAAAGAGUUCUCAGUUUUAUUGCAGACUGAACAGUGCGGUACCAUGAAAUCUACAGUAGAAUACUUUUCCAAGUUGUCUGCAGUCAACGGAAUCUCGACGGAAAUGAGGUUGUUGAUAUUAGAAGUUUCUCGAGAAUUCACUCGCUGGAGUUGCGACUACAACGAUGCUAGUAAGAAAAUAGAGUCUGCAAACUCCAACUUUGUGAAAGCCGAUAAACUUGAAGAAAGUCUUGAAGCAAACAAGAACGAGUUCAAGGACGUUGUGUCGUUAGAAAAUGAGUUGUUCAACCAGCUGACAACUUUGGAGCAAAAAAAGAAAGAGCUAGAAGAGCAAAUAGAUGCAAUCAAAGCUAACAUAUCUGUGUUUCAAUCGGCCAAGAUCACGGCUACAAAGAGAAAAAGAGAAGUUUUCGAAGAAGCUAAGACUCUUAAAGCACAAAGAGAUGAGUUGAGGGAGCAAGUUCCUCACUUGAAGGAAGAGAGGGAAGUGGCCAAGAAAAUGCAAGAAAGUAUUCAAGUUGAAUGGUCAAAGCUAGGAGAAAAAUUUAACAAAAGCUUAAAUGGGGUAAAUUCUGAAGACUUGGAUGCUAAAUCUUCCAUUCAGACUUGUCAAUAAGAAAAUUGCAUAUAACACACUGAAAUUCAAUUUUAACUAUAUCAGAUACUUUGAUACUAAUUCCAUGAUGUGUUAGAAAGAGCUGUCAUAUUUACUGUACUGCCAUGGUGAGAAAGCAAACGUUUUAUGAAUUGAUUUUAAGCUCAUUUCCUUAGACAAAA
Cicer arietinum (chickpea) is the source of this 1675-nucleotide messenger RNA. RefSeq lists its product as uncharacterized. NCBI's taxonomy places the organism in Eukaryota, Viridiplantae, Streptophyta, Magnoliopsida, Fabales, Fabaceae. Gene Ontology annotation, cellular component: nucleus. The record is from RefSeq and is a predicted model, not a curated record. Gene Ontology annotation, molecular function: sequence-specific double-stranded DNA binding. Gene Ontology annotation, biological process: regulation of transcription by RNA polymerase II.